AUGAACGAAUUAUCACUUAUUCUUCAAGAAGAAGAAAAGAGGGAUGAAAUAACUGAAAAAGAGAAGUACAAGUAUUUGACAAACGCAUUAAAAAAAGUGUUAUUAGUUAUUAAAGAAUUACAAACAAUCAACUCUACAGAAACACAAUUUAAAAAAGAGUUAGAAAGAUUUAGUGAACAAUACCAAACAAUUGAAACAAAACUAAAAGGAGUUCCAGAAGAAACAUCAAAUUUUAAUGAGUCCAAUGAAAUAAUAGAAAUAGAAUUAGAAAUAGAAGAACUAGAAAAUAAAGUUCAAAAGAGAUGGAAAAAAGAAAAUGAUAGAAAAAAAGUUUAUAUGGUACUCUAUAACAAUAAUAUAUAUCAAAUUCAACCUGUUUGUGCUCCAACUAUGAGAAUUGAUGUAAAUGGAGAAUCUAUGAAAGAUGGAAGUCCAAUAAGUUUAUUUUAUUCUAACCAACAGAAAAAUCAAUUAUUUAAGAUAAAACAAUUAGAAAUACCUGGACAUGAACGUUGUAUAGUUUUACAAUGUAGUCAUUCAAAAAAAUAUCUUGGUAGAAAACAUAAUAAAACUAAACCUGGAACAAAAGUAACACAAACAAAUGGAAUUGAAAGUGUUGAAGAAAAUCAUUGGGAAUUAGAACCAGUAGGAAAUGGAUCUUUUUAUAUUAAUUGUGCUCAUUGUAAUUUGAGAAUGGACGUUUCAAGAGGAAGUACUAAAAAUUUAACUAAAAUUAUUUGUUGGUUAAAAAAGACUGAAAAUACUACAAAUCAACAAUUUUCAUUUAUUAAUAAUAAUUCAGAAGGUAAAUUUUAA
This is a messenger RNA of Entamoeba dispar SAW760, 816 nucleotides long. RefSeq lists its product as uncharacterized. The record is from RefSeq and is a predicted model, not a curated record. NCBI's taxonomy places the organism in Eukaryota, Evosea, Mastigamoebida, Endamoebidae. The transcript is spliced from 2 exons. Bases 1 to 816 code for a protein of 271 amino acids.